This is a messenger RNA of Pipistrellus nathusii (Nathusius's pipistrelle), 2286 nucleotides long. NCBI's taxonomy places the organism in Eukaryota, Metazoa, Chordata, Mammalia, Chiroptera, Vespertilionidae. The record is from the annotation of a GenBank genome assembly.
AUGUCCCGGAAGGGGCCGCGCGCGGAGGUGUGUGCGGACUGCAGCGCCCCCGACCCUGGCUGGGCCUCCAUCAGCAGGGGGGUGCUGGUGUGUGACGAGUGCUGCAGCGUGCACCGGAGCCUGGGACGCCACAUUUCCAUCGUCAAGCACCUUCGCCACAGCGCCUGGCCCCCCACGCUGCUGCAGAUGGUGCACACGCUCGCCAGCAACGGGGCCAACUCCAUCUGGGAGCACUCCCUGCUGGACCCCGCACAGGUGCAGAGCGGCCGACGCAAAGCCAACCCCCAGGACAAAGUCCACCCCAUCAAGUCCGAGUUCAUCAGGGCCAAGUACCAGAUGCUGGCAUUUGUGCACAAGCUUCCCUGCCGGGAUGACGACGGGGUCACCGCCAAAGACCUCAGCAAGCAACUGCAUUCAAGCGUGCGGACAGGCAACUUGGAGACGUGUCUGCGCCUGCUGUCCCUGGGUGCCCAGGCCAACUUCUUCCACCCGGAGAAGGGCACCACGCCUCUGCACGUGGCUGCCAAAGCCGGGCAGACGCUGCAGGCCGAGCUUCUUGUCGUGUACGGAGCUGAUCCCGGCUCUCCCGACGUUAAUGGCCGAACACCCAUUGACUAUGCCAGGCAGGCGGGGCACCAUGAGCUGGCAGAGAGGCUAGUCGAGUGCCAAUAUGAGCUCACUGACCGGUUGGCCUUCUACCUCUGCGGACGAAAGCCUGAUCACAAGAAUGGGCAUUAUAUCAUCCCACAGAUGGCCGACAGCCUGGACCUGUCUGAGUUGGCCAAAGCUGCCAAGAAGAAGCUGCAGGCGCUCAGCAACCGGCUUUUUGAGGAACUCGCCAUGGACGUGUACGAUGAGGUGGAUCGAAGAGAAAAUGACGCUGUGUGGCUGGCUACCCAAAACCACAGCACCCUGGUGACAGAGCGCAGCGCCGUGCCCUUCCUGCCCGUGAACCCCGAGUACUCAGCCACCCGGAACCAGGGGCGGCAGAAGCUGGCCCGCUUUAAUGCCCGGGAGUUUGCCACCUUGAUCAUCGACAUCCUCAGCGAGGCCAAGCGGAGACAGCAGGGCAAGAGCCUGAGCAGCCCCACAGACAACCUCGAGCUGUCCGUGCGGAGCCAGAGCGACCUCGACGACCAGCACGACUACGACAGCGUGGCCUCGGACGAGGACACCGACCAGGAGCCUCUGCGCAGCGCCGGCGCCACGCGCAACAACCGGGCUCGGAGCAUGGACUCCUCAGACCUGUCUGACGGGGCGGUGACGCUGCAGGAGUACCUGGAGCUCAAGAAGGCCCUGGCCACCUCCGAGGCGAAGGUGCAGCAGCUCAUGAAGGUCAACAGCAGCCUGAGCGACGAGCUCCGGAGGCUGCAGAGGGAGAUCCACAAGCUGCAGGCGGAGAACCUGCAGAUCCGGCAGCCGCCGGGGCCGGGGCCCACGCCGCCCCUCCCCAGCGAGCGGGCGGAGCACUCGUCCGUGGGGCCUGGCGGGAGCGCCCACCGCAGGGACCGCCAGGCCUUCUCCAUGUAUGAGCCGGGCUCGGCCCUGAAGCCCUUCGGGGGCCCGCCCGGGGACGAGCUGGCCACCCGGCUGCAGCCUUUCCACAGCACGGAGCUGGAGGAUGACGCCAUCUACUCGGUGCACGUCCCGGCCAGCCUCUACCGGAUCCGGAAGGGGGUUUCAGCCUCAGCUGUGCCCUUCACUCCCCCCUCCCCACUGCUGUCCUGCUCCCAGGAAGGAAGCCGCCACGCGAGCAAACUCUCGCGCCACGGCAGCGGCGCCGACAGCGACUAUGAGAACACGCAGAGUGGGGACGCCCUGCUCGGGCUGGAGGGGAAGCGGUUUCUGGAGCUGGGCAAGGAGGACGACUUCCACCCCGAGCUGGAGAGCCUGGACGGAGACCUGGACCCCGGGCUGCCCAGCACGGAGGACGUCAUCCUGAAGACGGAGCAGGUCACCAAGAACAUCCAGGAGUUGUUGCGGGCUGCCCAGGAAUUCAAGCACGACAGCUUUGUGCCCUGUUCAGAGAAGAUCCAUUUGGCUGUGACUGAGAUGGCCUCUCUCUUCCCAAAGAGACCCGCCCUGGAGCCCGUGCGCAGCUCGCUGCGGCUGCUCAACGCCAGCGCCUACCGGCUGCAGAGCGAGUGCCGGAAGACGGUGCCCCCGGAGCCGGGCGCCCCGGUGGACUUCCAGCUGCUCACUCAGCAGGUGAUCCAGUGCGCCUACGACAUCGCCAAGGCCGCCAAGCAGCUGGUCACCAUCACCACCCGGGAGAAGAAGCAGUGA